AUGGAGGAAAAGAAGCCCGAUGUCGUCCCGGUUACUGCGGCGAAGGCGCCUGCGGUGAAGGAUGAGGAGGCGUUGAGCCAAGUCCACGAGGGAGAUCUUAUCUCCCUGGAUCAGGUUGACAGCGCGCUCGCACUGAAGAUGCGUCUCGUUAAUGAUGCGAUCGACAAGCUAGGCUUUACGACCUAUCACGUGAAAUUGUUCUUCCUGAACGGCUUCGGAUAUGCGGUCGAUUCGCUUUUGCUUUUUCUCAUGAGCAUCGCUGCCAACCAAGUCGUUCUCGAGUACAACCCUCCCUUCACCAGAGGCGCACAGCUUGCAUUCUACAUCUCGCUCUUGGUUGGUGCCCUGUUCUGGGGCGCCACCGCAGAUAUCGUAGGGAGAAAGUGGGCGUUUAACCUGUCCCUGUUCGUCAGUUCUGUCUUCGCCAUAGCGGCCGGGGGAGCGCCGAAUUACGUGGCUUGGGCGAGUUUGGUUGCUGUGUCUGCGUUUGGCUCAGGAGGCAAUCUGGUUCUUGACACCACAGUCUUCCUCGAGUACCUGCCUUCUCACAAACA
Rasamsonia emersonii CBS 393.64 is the source of this 554-nucleotide messenger RNA. RefSeq lists its product as uncharacterized. The record is from RefSeq and is a predicted model, not a curated record. NCBI's taxonomy places the organism in Eukaryota, Fungi, Ascomycota, Eurotiomycetes, Eurotiales, Trichocomaceae. Gene Ontology annotation, molecular function: transmembrane transporter activity. The transcript has 3 exons. The annotation marks the transcript as partial.